AUGCGUAUGACGAGGAUAGAAGAGUCUGGACCCCCUCCUUCCCAAGGCUUGCAAGGGGAAGAAGGCCUCGGCCGUGCUUUCUCGACCGAGUACGCCGGCCGCGGCCGUACCCAGGGUGGCGGCCCCUCCUUUGGCCAGAGCAGCGAUCGUGACUUCAACCGCGGCCCCAACCUCCAGAGCACCGGCUGUGGUGGGGCCCUAGGUCACAAGAGGGAUCGAGAGGCCUCAAGUACUGAAGCCGCGCCGGCCGAAAGUGUUGCGGUUGAGACGGCGGUGUUAGAGCGGCCUAGAAAAAAGGUCCUCCUUGUUCUUUCAGAGGUCGAGGACGAGGAAGAAGUCCCUCCUGUGAUCGUGAGUGAAGCCCCUCUCGUGACCGGCGAGGCAGUGGCCGAGAAGGUGGCUGUCGCCGAGGUGGCGGUUGAAGAGGCGACCACUGCCGAGGUGGCAGAAAUGCCGCAGUCGUAG
Messenger RNA from Prunus armeniaca (apricot), 465 nucleotides. The record is from the annotation of a GenBank genome assembly. Lineage: Eukaryota; Viridiplantae; Streptophyta; Magnoliopsida; Rosales; Rosaceae.